Sorghum bicolor (sorghum) is the source of this 966-nucleotide messenger RNA. RefSeq lists its product as uncharacterized. The record is from RefSeq and is a predicted model, not a curated record. The transcript has a single exon. Bases 1 to 966 code for a protein of 321 amino acids. Lineage: Eukaryota; Viridiplantae; Streptophyta; Magnoliopsida; Poales; Poaceae.
AUGGUGCUGAGCGCGUCAUCCGACGCGCUUCUUCAGGACAUCAUCGCCAAGCUCCAAGCCGAGUUCGCCGUCAAGGACAUGGGACCGCUGCACUUCUUCCUCGGCGUUGAUGUGCGACGUCGCGGCUCCGACUUCUUCCUGUCGCAGACCAAGUACGCCGAGGAGCUACUCGACCGCGCGGGCAUGAUGAACUGCAAGCCAGCGGCAACUCCGAUCGACACGAACGCCAAGCUGUCCUCCACCGCCGGGGCUGCAGUUCGUGAUCCGAGUGAGUACCGCAGCAUCGCCGGGGCACUGCAGUAUCUCACCAUCACGCGGUCUGACAUCGCCUAUGUCGUUCAACAAGCGUGCCUGCACAUGCAUGAUCCGCGCGACAGCCACCUCGCCAUCGUCAAGCGGAUCCUGCGAUACGUCCGGGGAACCACGGCCUACGGCCUUCAUCUUCGUGGAACGACGUCGACACCCACCAUCAUCGCCUACUCGGAUGCCGACUGGGCCGGCUGUCCGGACACACGAAGAUCCACGUCGGGAUACUGCAUCUAUCUCGGCAACGCCCUCGUCUCGUGGUCGUCGAAGCGACAGGCCACGGUGUCCCGCUCGAGCGCGGAGGCCGAAUACAGGGCUGCCGCGAACGCGGUGGCCGAGUGUAUUUGGCUACGACAACUCCUCGGCGAACUCCAUAUCAACGUUCCCAGCGCCACGAUCGCGUACUGCGACAACAUCUCCGCCAUCUACAUGAGCAAGAAUCCGGUGCAUCAUCGGCGAACCAAGCACAUCGAGCACGACAUACACUUCGUGCGGGAACGCGUCGCGUUCGGGGAUCUCCGCGUCGUGCACGUUCCAACCGAUCAGCAGUUCGCCGACGUAAUGACCAAGGGCCUGCCAACUACGACGUUCAACACCUUCCGGUCCAGUCUCACCGUCGGGCCACCCGACGCUGUCACUGCGGGGGGGGGGGGGGGGUGA